Pipistrellus nathusii (Nathusius's pipistrelle) is the source of this 4149-nucleotide messenger RNA. The record is from the annotation of a GenBank genome assembly. Lineage: Eukaryota; Metazoa; Chordata; Mammalia; Chiroptera; Vespertilionidae.
AUGAAGGCCCCUACUGUGCUUGCACGUGGCAUCCUUGUGCUUCUGGUCACCUUGGUGCAGAAGAGUGAUGGGGAGUGCCAGGAGGCCCUGGCGAAGUCAGAGAUGAAUGUGAACAUGAAGUAUCAGCUUCCCAACUUCACUGCGGAGACGCCCAUCCAGAACGUCGCUCUACACAAGAAUCACAUUUACCUCGGUGCCAUUAACCACAUUUACGUUUUAAACGACAGAGACCUGCAGAAGGUGGCCGAGUACAAGACAGGGCCCGUGCUGGAGCAUCUGGGUUGUUUCCCAUGUCAAGAUUGCAGCCACCAAGCCAACGCUUCUGGUGGCAUCUGGAAAGAUAACGUCAACAUGGCUCUGCUGGUGGACACGUACUAUGACGACCAGCUCAUUAGCUGUGGCAGCGUUCGCAGGGGGACCUGCCAGCGACACGUCCUUCCUGCCUACGAUCCUGCGGACAUACAGUCCGAGGUGCACUGCAUGUACUCCCCGCAGACCGAUGAAGAGCCCAGCCAGUGUCCCGACUGUGUGGUGAGUGCCCUGGGAACCAAGGUCCUGAUGUCUGUAAAACAGCGGUUCAUCAACUUCUUCGUGGGCAAUACCAUCAGUUCUUCCUACCCUCCAGAUUAUUCUCUGCAUUCAAUAUCAGUGAGAAGGCUAAAGGAAACUCAAGAUGGUUUUAAGUUUCUGACAGACCAGUCCUAUAUUGAUGUUCUACCUGAGUUGCGAGACUCUUACCCCAUCAAGUAUGUCCACGCCUUUGAAAGCAACGAUUUCAUUUACUUUUUGACAGUCCAAAGGGAAACUCUCAAUGCCCAGUCUUUCCACACAAGAAUAAUCAGAUUCUGUUCUGUAGACUCUGGAUUGCAUUCCUACAUGGAAAUGCCUUUGGAGUGUAUACUCACAGAAAAGAGAAGAAAGCGAUCCCCAAGGGAAGAGGUGUUUAAUAUUCUUCAAGCUGCAUAUGUCAGUAAGCCUGGGGCCCAUCUCGCACGGCAGAUAGGCGCCAACCCGAAUGAUGACAUUCUCUAUGGAGUGUUUGCCCAGAGCAAGCCAGAUUCUGCCGAGCCGAUGAAUCGCUCUGCCGUCUGUGCAUUCCCUAUCAAGUAUGUCAAUGAAUUCUUCAACAAGAUAGUCAACAAAAACAAUGUGAGAUGUCUUCAGCAUUUUUAUGGACCCAACCACGAACACUGCUUUAAUAGGACACUUCUGAGAAAUUCAUCCGGCUGUGAAGUGCACAGUGACGAGUAUCGCACAGAGUUUACUACCGCUUUGCAGCGCGUCGACUUAUUCAUGGGCCAGUUCAACCAUGUCCUCUUAACGUCCAUAUCCACCUUCAUUAAAGGGGAGCUCACCAUCGCCAACCUGGGGACCUCAGAAGGCCGCUUCAUGCAGGUUGUAGUUUCUCGAUCGGGAUCAUCAACACCUCAUGUGAAUUUUCGCCUGGAUUCCCACCCCGUGUCUCCAGAAAUGAUUAUCAAGGACCCCUUAAACCAAAAUGGCUACACACUGGUUGUCACCGGGAAGAAGAUCACCAAGAUCCCGCUGGAGGGCCUGGGCUGUGAGCACUUCCAGGCCUGCAGCCAGUGCCUCUCGGCCCCGCCCUUCGUGCAGUGUGGCUGGUGCCACGACAGAUGUGCACGAUCGAAGGAAUGUGCCUCUGGCACAUGGACCCAAGACCUCUGUCAUCCCACGGUCUAUGAGGUGUUCCCAACUAGUGCACCUCUGGAAGGAGGGACAACGCUGACCAUCUGUGGCUGGGACUUCGGAUUCAGGAAGAACAGUAAAUUUGAUGUGAAGAAAACCAGGAUUCUCCUUGGAAAUGAGAGCUGUACCUUGGCCCUAAGUGAGAGUACAACAAAUAUGUUAAAAUGCACAGUUGGUCCUGCAAUGAAUGAGCAUUUCAAUAUGUCCAUAAUUAUUUCAAAUGGUCGAGGGACGGUGCAAUACAGUACAUUUGCUUACGUGGAUCCUAUAAUAACAAGUAUUUCCCCAAGUUAUGGUCCUAAGACUGGUGGCACUUUACUUACUUUAACUGGAAAAUACCUUAACAGUGGGAAUUCUAGACACGUUUCAAUUGGUGGAAAAACCUGUACUUUAAAAAGAGUGUCAGAGACCAUUCUGGAAUGUUAUACUCCAGCCCAAAACUCUCCAACUGAGUUUCCUAUUAAGUUGAAAAUUGACCUGGCCAACAAAGAGAUUGACAGCUUCAGUUACCAGGAAGAUCCCAUUGUCUAUAAAAUUCACCCAACAAAAUCUUUUAUUAGUGGCGGGAGCACCAUCACAGGGGUUGGGAAAAACCUGAAUUCAGUCAGUGUCCUGAGGAUGGUAAUCCACGUGCGUGAAGCAGGACGGAACUUCACGGUGGCAUGUCAACAUCGCUCUAAUUCCGAGAUAAUCUGCUGUACAACUCCUUCACUACAACAGCUGAAUCUGCAACUCCCCCUGAAAACUAAAGCCUUUUUCAUGUUAGAUGGGAUUCAUUCCAAGUACUUCGAUCUCAUUUAUGUACAUAAUCCUGUCUUUAAGCCUUUUGAAAGGCCAGUGAUGAUCUCAAUAGGCAAUGAAAAUGUACUGGAAAUUAAGGGCAAUGACAUUGACCCUGAAGCAGUGCAAGGUGAAGUGUUAAAAGUUGGUAAUAAGAGCUGUGAGAACAUCCACUCUCAUUCUGAAGCUGUUUUAUGCACGGUCCCCAAUGACCUGCUGAAGCUGAACAGCGAGCUAAAUAUAGAGUGGAAGCAAGCAGUUUCUUCAACUGUCCUUGGAAAAGUGAUCGUUCAACCAGAUCAGAAUUUCACGGGAUUGAUUGUUGGUGGCGUCACAAUAUCAACAAUACUCUUAUUAUUACUUGGGCUUUUCCUGUGGCUGAAAAGGAGGAAGCACAUUAAAGAUCUGGACAGUGAUUUAGUUCGCUAUGAUCCAAGAGUACACACUCCUCAUUUGGAUAGGCUUGUAAGUGCCCGAAGUGUGAGCCCAACUACGGAAAUGGUUUCAAAUGAAUCUGUAGACUACCGAGCUACUUUUCCGGAAGAUCACUAUCCUAACUCAUCUCAGAACGGAUCAUGCAGACAAGUGCAAUAUCCGCUGAUGGACCUAUCCCCCAUCCUAACCGGUGGGGACUCUGAUAUAUCCAGUCCAUUACUGCAAGAUGCUGUGCACAUUGACCUCAGCGCUCUAAAUCCAGAGCUGGUCCAGGCCGUCCAGCACGUAGUGAUCGGGCCCAGCAACCUGAUUGUGCAUUUCAAUGAAGUCAUAGGAAGGGGUCAUUUUGGGUGUGUAUAUCAUGGGACUUUGUUGGACAACAAUGACAAGAAAAUCCAUUGUGCUGUGAAAUCCUUGAAUAGGAUCACUGACAUAGGAGAAGUGUCCCAGUUUCUGACUGAGGGGAUCAUCAUGAAAGACUUCAGCCAUCCCAACGUGCUGUCACUCUUGGGAAUCUGCCUUCGAAGUGAGGGGUCUCCGCUGGUGGUCCUGCCGUACAUGAAACACGGAGAUCUCCGGAACUUCAUUAGAAAUGAGACGCAUAACCCAACCGUAAAAGAUCUUAUUGGCUUUGGUCUUCAAGUAGCCAAAGGCAUGAAAUACCUCGCAAGCAAAAAGUUUGUCCACAGAGACUUGGCUGCAAGGAACUGUAUGCUAGAUGAAAAAUUCACUGUCAAGGUUGCCGAUUUUGGUCUUGCCAGAGACAUGUAUGAUAAAGAAUACUACAGUGUCCACAACAAGACAGGUGCCAAACUGCCGGUGAAGUGGAUGGCUUUAGAAAGUCUACAGACUCAGAAGUUCACCACCAAGUCAGACGUGUGGUCCUUCGGUGUGCUCCUCUGGGAACUGAUGACAAGGGGGGCACCUCCCUAUCCUGAUGUCAACACCUUCGAUAUAACGGUUUACUUGCUGCAAGGCAGAAGGCUCUUACAACCCGAAUACUGCCCCGAUGCCUUGUAUGAAGUGAUGCUAAAGUGCUGGCAUCCCAAAGCUGAAAUGCGCCCGACCUUUUCUGAACUGGUCUCCAGGAUAUCGGCCAUCUUCUCUACGUUCAUCGGGGAGCACUAUGUCCAUGUGAAUGCUACUUACGUGAAUAUCAAAAGUGUUUCUCCAUACCCUUCCCUGUUGUCAUCUCAAGAUAAAGUUGAUGGCGAGGGAGGCACCUGA